AUGCCAAAACAAAGUGUAAGAAUUAAAAAAAAAGCGUUUCGUGCGUGUGCCUUUAAUUUACAGCUCGCUGAUUGGUCGGAAAAAAUGUCAAAAUAGCGGAAACGAACAUUCGCUUUAAAUUUCAAAUCCUGACAUUUUUAUUGGACUGAUUGGGACAUAUUUGUCACAUUAAAUUGUGAGACUAUUCAAUUAAAGUGUUCAAAAUAGAUAUAUUUCAAUAUAGUGUCCCAAAAUAAGAGAUGUUCGUUUCCGCUCUUUUGGCAUUCGCUCUUUUGGCAUUCGCUCUUGUAAUAUCCGCGAUUUCUGGUUUUUCCGCUGUUUUGUCACCCUUUAGAAAAAUGAUUAGGCAGCCAAUCAGCGAGCUGCAGAUUAUAGGCACACGCACAAAACGCGUUUUUUCCGCUGUUUUAGCCUUUGUUUCCGCCGUUAUGGCAUCCGCUGUUUUGACAGGCCCAGGAAAAUCGUUUCUAAUCUAGCUAGCUAAUUCGCGUUUCUAACCCGACCUAUUUAGUUAGAUUACAAAUUUACUGCGAUUAGAUAACAAAGUCUUCUAACUAGACUGAUACAUUUUUUAAUUAUAUUGCAAAAGCAAAAUUUUCCUAAUUAGAUUGCAAAAACACUGAUAUUAGAUUCAAAAUUCAUCUAAUUAGAUUAACCUUCUGUGACGAUUGCGUUUCGCAAGUCUCAACGAACGGUUUUGGAACUGCAAGAAACGCGCGGUUCGUUGAAAAAAGCGCGAGACUCAUUGCAAGAUGCGCGAGACUUCUUGUAACUUUUGAGUUUCAUUGCAACAUUCGAAAAACUCAUUGUAACUCUUGAGUUCCAUUGCAACUUUCGAAUUUCUCAUUGCAACUUUUGCACUUUCGACAACUUGCGAAACGAAGAAAAGCUAAAAUUAGUUUAGAUUCCAUUUUCAUCUAGCUAGAUUAGGAACUCGGUUUAUAUUACGAAAUCUUCUAACUAGAUUACAAACGAUUUGCCUGAGCGGUCUCUUAUGUUUUGCUAUUUUAACACCUUUUUCUUUGAAACUGUCAUGUCAUUAAAAGUUUUUUACAGAAAAUGUUGUCCUCGUCUUUUCGAAGCAUAGUCUGUAGAACCAGUGGCUCUGCUCGAGCGCUCUUUUCAACUUCUUCUGUACAAAAAAACAACGAAAAAGUGUGGGAAAACCCUUGGAAGCACGCGCUCCCCGAGAAAAGUGAGUAGAACAUCAAAAUAAUAUUUAACCGCUUCAAAAGUAAAAUGACAAAAUUUCACAAUCUGCAGCAAAAACGCUGGCGACAGUGGAAGAAGUGCCGGUCGAUUGGUCGUUUGUGGAGCGAUUGAUGCCGAUCCAGAUCAUACCUGAAGUUCCAAAGCACGAGAGCUAUCCGACACCAAGUGGAUGGACACCUCCAACUGGUGAGCUAUCCUUUUUAAUCGAAAAAACGCAUAAUAUUCAGAAUUGGGCAAAACACACUCGUACUACGUGCGACGCCGUCCCGAUCAUCUGUUGCCGCUGUUUUUGGAAAGAAAACGUGAUUUGUUGAACGAAAAAACGCUGGAUUUUGAUUAUGUGGAGUUGGUGACCGUCCGAAAUGUGGAUGGAGAUGUUUUUGUAUGCGAACUUUUCAGUUUGAGUUUAUAUUCUCUCACAUUGCAUUUUUCAGGCCUGUGAGCAAGAUCUACGCAGCUACCUGGAAGAGCAUCUCGGGCAUCCCAUCGCCAGCCAUGUCGACGAACUCAAAGGCCGAAUAAAGGUGAAAGGAGCCCCGCGGGCUCUCAUCGAACAAUUUUUCUACAGCAGAGGUUUUUGAUUAUAAAUAGUGCUUAUCAAAAAAUAGAUUCCCACAGUUUUUCUUUUUUGUUGAGUUUAUUGUAUAUUUGUUGUCCGAUAAAAUACAAAGUUUUAUUCUAUCAAUUCGUUGAAAACCGGUUCUUAUCCGUCGGUUCUGUGUUACUUCAUUGUACCGUUUAUUGCAAGAAUUGAUUGAUGCCGAUGAAAAAAAUUUUCUCCAGACGAAUGCCAGUGUGCUGCACAAAUUGCCGCACAAAAUACUCGCUGUUGAAUAGAGAGGUAGGAAAAUACUCCGGCUAAAUCAAGAAAGCUAAAUCAAGAAAGCUAAAUCAAGAAUUUUUGCGCGUUGGCGUUUCAUUUCUGACGUUUCUUUGUCUGAAAAAUCCAUUAAUUUUUUACAGGCAGGCUGCUCAAGUUGUGCUCUUUCUUUCUGUAAAAAAUGUUUGUCACAUCGAUCUAUAAUCCCGAGUCUGUCGGACCGACCGAUGAUUGUCUGCGACGGCUGCUACGAGAAGCUCGAAGCGGCCAAGAUGAAGCCGGAAGCUGUGGUUUGUGAAUUCUCCCCAUUUAUUCGGAUUCCAAUAAACAUCUUAAUAAUUUAUUUUUAUUUGAAACGUCAUCCGUUGCAGAUCACUUCGACGCCUCUACCAAGCACUUCUGGAGUCGAUUCCCGUGCUACGCUUCCUCAAAGCAGUUUAAAAAACUGGUGGGGAGACGGUCACCCGCCGCCGUCCUUCAGAGACACAUACGGGAACCCUUCAGCGACGACGAGACCAUUUGUUCCUCCAAAAGUACGAGAAACCAUCAGUUUUCUAAGUCGAAUUUGUGAUGUUAAUAUAACUCUUGGGGGGUUUGUCUCUCUGUUUGUUUGUUUAUUUCUCCGUUUGUCCGUCACCACUUUCAUUUUUCCCGUGGGAACUAGCGGAGGGACUUUUGGACCACCUGUAAUAUCCCGGACCAAAUGUGACCGCGAAAAAAAUUAUGAAAAGAUGGACGAGAAACACGCACAGGCCAUGUCGAUUUAAGGGCCGCUUUUUUACUUCACAAAAAAAUUGGCUUCGCCGCUUGUUUGUUUCUCAUAACCGUUUAUGAGUUCACGUGUUAAUUUCUUAAUUUCUUCCUCACAACUUUUUCGGUUUAGAAAUGAAAGUGGGACGGACAAACGGAGAAAUAAGCAAAUAGAGGGACAAACCCCCAAGAGUUAUAUUAAUAAGAAUGAUUGUUUCAGCAUAAUGCUCCAACCCCAGCUCCGAAUGCAAACCCGGAUUGGGAGCUUGAACAGCGGAGAGCCAAGCUCCGGCAGGAUCUGGAGCCACAAAACGAGGCAUUAAGCCAAGAGGAGAUUGAGGAAAGAUUCGCAAAGUUGCGAGGUGUGGAUGUAGAACUGAUACGAAAUCCACGAAGUGUACGGUUUCUUCAACUUCGAAAUAAAUUCUAUAAACUCCCCUUUUCAGUGGUUUGCUCCAUCGGAAACGGAUCCAUUCUCAUCAAAUCAAAAAGCGAAAACGCCAGCGGAACUCAUCAAAAUCGCUGAGGAUCGAGCACGGAUUGAGCAAAAAGAGGAGGAAGCAGAUUUAAUGGAAAUUGAAGAAUUUGAGAAGAGAAGACGGCAACUAAGAGAUGAAGAAGGAGGGAAAGAGGAAGAUUUGGGAAACGUACGGGAGUCGGUGGUGUCUGGAGGCACUGAAUUCAGCGAGGCGACCAAGGAAGAAAUGAACGAGAUUAAUGGGUAGGCGGAGUGAGAUUUCAGUGUUUAGAAUUUUUAAAAAGUAUUCAGUCUGUUGAACGAUGCAGAGAAGCGCGUGGCAGAGACGAGAGCUCAGGAGGAAAAAGACACAGCAGAGCUAAGAUCUGUGAUGAAAGCAAGUGAGUGUCUCCUAUAUACGCUGUUUUAUAGAGAAAAGUGGAAAUUCUUCAGCUCGACAAAAAUCGCUCGACGCCAUGCAAUGGAACGAAAAGAUUAGCGGUGAGAUGGCGCAGUUUUGGGAUCGACGGAACGAAAAGGAAGCGAACGAAUCUUCGGAUGAAGACGAAAUCGAAGAGGAGCAACUCCGACAGAUUAUCAAAGAAGCCGAAGAGACUCCGGACCAAGCGCCUGCGGAAAAAUCUCAAGCUGCCACAACGUCACCAAAGAAGAAAGGGUUUUUCGAGAAAAUUUUCCGAAAAGACUCUAAACACUAA
Molecule: messenger RNA, 3955 nt
Organism: Caenorhabditis sp. 36 PRJEB53466
Lineage: Eukaryota; Metazoa; Nematoda; Chromadorea; Rhabditida; Rhabditidae
Source: the annotation of a GenBank genome assembly